CUCCCCCUCUAACCCCUCCCCACCAACACGACCCAACACGUACUUACGUACCACAUCUGCACCUAAUUAACCACGCUCUCGGCCUGCGGAUCAGAUCAUCCACCUCCCAGUCUGGUUUCCGCGCGCGCGUGCGUGCGUGCGUGCGUGCAUGGACAGGCUGAGGAGCGUGGUGCUGCGCAGGUGCAAGAGCCUGUCGCGGGCGGGGAGCAGGCGGGCGUCCUCCUCCAGCUCCUACAGCAACCUCCGCUCCAUGUCGGCCAGGGACGCCGCCGCCGGCGAGGACAGCGAGGCGGCGGCUGCAGAGGGGGCGUCGGCGGUGGUGUUCGUGGGCAGCUCGCGCCGGCGGUACGUCAUCAGCGCCAGGCACCUCCGCCACCCGCUGAUCGCCGCGCUCAUUGACGACGCCGGCGGCGGCGGGGUCGGGGAUGGUAGCAAGGAGCCGGUGGCCGUGAGGUGCGAGGUCGUGCUGUUCGACCACCUGCUGUGGAUGCUCGACAACGCCGUCGACCUCCGCGCCGGCGCCGGCGGCGAGGACGACGCCGUCAGGGAGCUGGCCCAGCUCUACGCCACGUGAUAGCAACUUGCAGGUGAUCGACUCGUCGGUUCAUAUAUAGUACUCCGUAUAUGAUCAACGAUGCUGCAUGAACCAUAUGCGUGUUGGUGUUGGUCCUCUCUGAAUUUGAUUGAUUCUUUUUGUGUGUUCUUGCGCGAGAUCUAAGAUUCUCGGGCGCCAAGUGGAAGAUACUCCCUUCGUUCGGAAUUACUUGUCUCGGAAAUGGAUAUAUCUAGAAUUAAAAUACGUCUAGAUACAUUCAUUUUUGCAACAAGUAAUUUUGAACGGAGGGAGUAUAUACCUUGGGUUCGUUCGUAACUUCGUAUAGGCAGAGCUGCUUCAUAGCUAAUGGUUUUGCAUUUGUUCUAGCUAAUGGUUUUGUAUUUGUUCUAGCCAAUCACCGUAAAACUUGUAUUGUUGAGAUGUGUAUUUUUGCAUUUAAUUUGUGUCGUGGCGAUCUAAAGCGUGUGUAAACUGUAAAGAGGUCGUGCUGCCUAAAGUAAAUUAUGUAUACUUUCAUUCCAUUUCA
Messenger RNA from Triticum aestivum (bread wheat), 1082 nucleotides. Its product is annotated as auxin-responsive protein SAUR76. Bases 149 to 574 code for a protein of 141 amino acids. Lineage: Eukaryota; Viridiplantae; Streptophyta; Magnoliopsida; Poales; Poaceae. Gene Ontology annotation, biological process: response to auxin. The transcript has a single exon. The record is from RefSeq and is a predicted model, not a curated record.